GCUAAAUGCCUCUUCAUUAGUGCUUGUUGCUGCAUGCCAGCUCCUCCGGCACUACUCCUCCCAUCCUGAGGGACCUGGAGCGACCCAUAACCCCAGCUGGCCCCGGUACUAUGGGUGCUGUUCUUUCCGCCAUUGCCACGAUAUUCUACUAUGCGACCUUUCCAAUCGUUCAGGUCCUUCGCCUCGUCAUCUUCAUUCUUUCUCCCUUCUGGACCCUCACCAAGUUUGUGCUGCUCCCAGUCACAUAUGCAGCCCAUGGCAUCUUCGCCAUCCUCCUCUUUCCCCUCCGAUUGAGACUGUUGGAACGCUUGGAAACACUCUACAUCUAUGUCGGCAUUGCAGGCCUGAUCGGCUGCCUCGUCGGCGUUAUCCUGCACGUCAUUUUCAACGCCCUCUCAUCCACGCUUGCCUUCAACGGCGCUGCUGAGGGACGGCGCACAAGGCCGAGCACAGUGGCUGAGUAUAGGGCCGGUAGGCAGAGGGCCACUCAGGAGGAGCCCUAUGGGCUCUCAGCGUCGGCUAUUCAGAAGCGCAGAGCGAGGCACAAGCAGAGUAAUCGCAUCUUGCGGACCAUUGCGGAUGUGGACGUCUCUUCAGAUGAUGUGUCCUCUGGCUUGGGGUAGCGUGUGUUGUGUCGUUCGUUGGGGUGGAUCAAAGGGGUGGUUUCCACCACCGCCCUCAUUGCCCAGAGUGCGCUUGAGCGAAGGGGUUGUGCAUAUUUCUACUUUGACUCGUGAGUAGUGUGCAUAUCUACCACAAAAGACGGGCUUUUAUCCACCCGAGUCAGACGCGAUACUGGCGGAAGACGAUAACAAAGUUUGUGAGGCGUGAGAUGGUAUCUAUGUAGAUCCAUCUCGUCUCCAACUUCAUCUGGAUUGAUAUUGAACAGAAAGGCGGUGACGCAUGGAGAACUACAUGCUACCACAGAUGGAGGAAGAGUAAGCGAGUGGCUUCUAGUACAGUACCACUGAUGGGAGCCACGACACGCAUGUGAACAGCG
Westerdykella ornata is the source of this 1000-nucleotide messenger RNA. RefSeq lists its product as uncharacterized. The coding region runs from base 111 to 623 and encodes 170 amino acids. Lineage: Eukaryota; Fungi; Ascomycota; Dothideomycetes; Pleosporales; Sporormiaceae. The transcript is spliced from 2 exons. The record is from RefSeq and is a predicted model, not a curated record.